Drosophila biarmipes is the source of this 1418-nucleotide messenger RNA. RefSeq names its product circumsporozoite protein. The transcript has 5 exons. NCBI's taxonomy places the organism in Eukaryota, Metazoa, Arthropoda, Insecta, Diptera, Drosophilidae. Bases 28 to 1362 code for a protein of 444 amino acids. The record is from RefSeq and is a predicted model, not a curated record.
CCAAUAUCUUUAGUUCGAUAUUCAAUUAUGAAAAUUAUAGUAGUCAGUGUUCUGUUGGUGGUUUCCCUGGUGGGAAAACACCAGAUCGGUGCAAAGAGUGUGCUGAAUAGUACCUUGGGCAACGAAAUCGGUGAAGAUUCCUCCACUUUGGGCGAUCAGUUGGGACAAGAGAUCAUUCAGUUUGGUCAAGCGGGCGCCCAAAGCAUCUUGAAUUAUGGAGAGGCAGCGGCAAAUGCCUCAUCCGGCUGGCAGCUCGGAAUGGAUGGCAAUAUUCUUGGUCACGAACUGGGAGAAGAGGGCACUUUACUAGGACAUGAGGCGGCCAACAGUGCCAUCAACUUUGGAAACCAAGUCGCCCAGGAGGCGGCAGCUGCAGCCAGUGCAGGACGCAAAACGCAAUCUGCCAGCCAAGCAACUAAAACCUCUGCCUCCAAGAGAGAAGUCGUCUCUGGCUCUGAAAGUCCUGCGUAUACCUGUGCUUGCACCUGCUACGAUGAUGGAGCUGCUGACAAGGCCGCAGAAAAGGCGGCUGAGUCUGCCGCAAAUGCCGCACAUGAUGUGGCCGGCGCUGCUGGAAGUGUGGCCUCGAGUGUGGCUGGUGCCGCUGGAACUGUUGCCCACGACGCUGCCGGUGCGGCCUCGAGUGUGGCUGGAAGUGCAGCGAAUGCCGCUGGAAGUGUGGCAAGUGCGGCGGGCAGCGUAGCUGCAAGUGCAGCAAACGCCGCUGGAACUAUUGCUCACGAUGCUGCCGGUGCGGCCUCGAGUGUGGCAAAUGCCGCUGGAAAUGUUGCUGGAAGUGCAGCAAAUGCUGCUGGAACUAUUGCUCACGAUGCUGCCGGUGCGGCCUCGAGUGUGGCAAAUGCAGCUGGAAAUGUCGCUGGAAGUGCAGCAAAUGCUGCUGGAAAUAUAGCUGGAAGUGCAGCAAACGCCGCUGGAACUAUUGCUCACGAUGCUGCCGGUGCGGCCUCGAGUGUGGCAAAUGCCGCUGGAAGUGCAGCAAAUGCUGCUGGAACUGCUGCCGGAGACGCUGCAAAUGCAGCUGGAAAUGUUGCCGGAGAUGUUGCAAAUGCAGCUGGAGACGUUGCUAGCGCCGCUGGAACUGUUGCCGGAGACGCUGCAAAUGCAGCUGGAAAUGUUGGCGGUGAUGUUGCAAAUGCAGCCGGAAAUGUUGCCGGAGAUGUCGCUAAUGCGGCUGGAAAUAUUGCACAUGACGCCGGAAAUGUAGCUGGAGACGUUGCAAAUGCAGCUGGAAAUGUUGCCGGUGAUGUUGCAAAUGCAGCUGGAAAUGUGGCUGGAGAUGUUGCAAAUGCCGCUGGCGAUAUUGCACAUGAUGCAGGCAGCAUUUUCCACUCGAUAUUUUAGAGUAACCCUCUGUAAUUUUACUCAUUUAACCCAAUAAAUGAACGAGCAAUUAACAA